CAGCCGCAGUAGAUCUGUUUUCAAACAGACAGGGACUUUAGCGCCGGUAGAAAGUAACAGACAGCAACGUUGGCUGUAUUUGUCAGGUUUGUCUUCAACAAAUAGCUCCUUCCAAUGGAUUUGGACGGUGGAAACUACGAGCCAGGGUUUGUUGGGAUACGAUUUUGUCAAGAAUGUAAUAACAUGUUAUACCCUAAAGAAGACAAGGAGAAUCGCAUCCUGCUGUAUGCGUGCAGGAACUGUGACUACCAACAAGAAGCAGACAACAGCUGCAUCUAUGUCAACAAGAUCACCCACGAGGUUGAUGAACUGACACAAAUCAUCGCCGAUGUGUCUCAGGAUCCAACACUGCCAAGAACAGAGGACCACCCCUGUCCCAAAUGUGGUCACAAGGAGGCAGUGUUCUUCCAGUCUCACAGCAUGAAGGCUGAGGAUGCUAUGCGACUGUACUACGUGUGCACGGCUCCCCACUGUGGACACCGGUGGACAGAGUAGAAGCUGGUGAUGAUAAAGAAGAGGUCCAGCAUUUGCAUCUACAGUGUUGCUGUUCACAAAAAAUAUUGCUAGCUGCAGCUCAACUAGAGUCAUGGAAGUAAGAAUCCCAUACAAACACACAGAGAACUGUGAGUAGAGUGACAGCAGCACUGCCGACCCAUUUAUCAUCUUUGUAUGGUGGCUCGUACCUGUCAUUAUUUGUGAAUAUGGUUUUUUUGUUUGUUUUUUUUAGAAAUUUUCAUUUUCAAAUGUGUAUUGUUAGAUUAAAGGAAUCAAGUUUUUUGUAACA
This is a messenger RNA of Acanthochromis polyacanthus (spiny chromis), 784 nucleotides long. It is a transcript of the gene polr2i, whose product is annotated as RNA polymerase II subunit I. The record is from RefSeq and is a predicted model, not a curated record. The transcript is spliced from 6 exons. Lineage: Eukaryota; Metazoa; Chordata; Actinopteri; Pomacentridae. Gene Ontology annotation, biological process: DNA-templated transcription; transcription initiation at RNA polymerase II promoter; transcription-coupled nucleotide-excision repair. Gene Ontology annotation, cellular component: RNA polymerase II, core complex. Gene Ontology annotation, molecular function: zinc ion binding; DNA-directed RNA polymerase activity; nucleic acid binding. The coding region runs from base 115 to 495 and encodes 126 amino acids.